GAGUGCAUUUCUGUCCACGUCGGGCAAGCUGGAGUCCAGAUGGGCAAUGCCUGUUGGGAGUUGUAUUGCCUGGAGCAUAACAUCCAGCCAGAUGGACAAAUUGCUAGUGAAACGAUUAAUGGCAACACGGACAGCUCCUACGACACCUUCUUCUGUGAGACUGUAGCCGGCAAGCUUAACCCCAGAGCCAUUUUUGUGGACCUGGAGCCCACAGUGAUUGAUGAGGUGCGCACUGGGACAUACAAGCGUCUCUUCCAUCCAGAGCAGCUAAUCACAGGCAAAGAGGAUGCUGCGAACAAUUAUGCCCGGGGACAUUUCACCAUUGGAAAGGACAUCAUUGAAUCGGUACUGGACCGCAUUCGAAAACUGGCUGACCAGUGUACAGGCCUGCAGGGCUUCUUGAUUUUCCAUAGUUUGGGUGGAGGCACUGGCUCUGGUUUCACCUCUCUGCUCAUGGAAAGGCUAUCAGUUGACUAUGGGAAGAAAAGCAAAUUGGAGUUUGCCAUCUACCCAGCACCUCAGGUCUCUACUGCUGUAGUGGAACCCUACAACACCGUUCUGACUACACACUCCACCCUGGAGCAUUCAGACUGUGCCUUCCUAGUUGACAACGAAGCCAUUUAUGACAUAUGCAGGAGAAACCUGGAUGUGGAGAGACCUACUUACAACAAUCUCAAUCGACUCAUUGGUCAGAUUGUGUCAUCCAUCACAGCUUCCUUACGCUUUGAUGGUGCCCUAAAUGUGGAUCUUACAGAGUUUCAGACCAACUUGGUGCCAUAUCCCCGUAUCCACUUUCCCCUAGUUGCUUACUCUCCAGUUAUAUCUUCAGAGAAGGCUUACCAUGAGCAACUAUCUGUGGCAGAAAUUACUUGUUUUUGCUUUGAGCCAUCCAAUCAGAUGGUAAAGUGUGACCCACGCCAUGGCAAAUACAUGGCCUGCUGUCUGCUGUACAGGGGUGAUGUGGUACCCAAAGAUGUGAAUGCUGCCAUUGCUGCCAUCAAAAGCAAGAGAUCCAUUCAGUUUGUAGAUUGGUGUCCCACAGGUUUCAAGGUUGGUGUCAACCACCAGCCUCCCACAGUGGUGCCUGAUGGGGAUCUAGCCAAGGUACAGCGUGCUGUCUGCAUGUUGAGCAACACCACAGCCAUUGCAGAUGCUUGGGCUCGUCUAGACCACAAGUUUGAUCUUAUGUAUGCCAAGCGAGCAUUUGUGCACUGGUAUGUAGGGGAAGGCAUGGAAGAAGGUGAGUUCUCUGAGGCCAGGGAGGAUCUGGCUGCCUUAGAGAAAGACUAUGAAGAAGUGGGCAUUGACACGGUACAGGGUUUGUAUGAGGAGGAGGAAUAUUACACAGGGACAAAGCGCAAGUCGGAUAAAAAGGGGGAAGAAAAAAGGAAAGAGCAAAAGAAGAGAAAGAAACGGAGGUGGCAGCAAGCAAGUCAGUGCAGGAGAGCGAGCGAGAGCAGGCUUGCGGCAGAUGAGCAGGCAGCCUGGGUGUUUGGCCGACACCUGGGAGAAGUAGUAGUUGUGGUUGCUCCCGUAGAGUUUGAUUUGGAGGGCGAGAGUGACCGGAAGCUGGGGCACCAUCAGCCUCCCGGCGCGGAGCCCUCACGCGGAGCGACCUGUUCCAGGAGGGCAGGUCCCAAACGACGUCAGAUCCAGGGCUCGUCGGGGCCUCAAAUCUGCAAAAUAAGCAAAGGGAGUGCCAGAAGCACUGCCUGGGUACUUGCCCCGAGCAUUCUGUCGGUCUCCGUACCGGCAGCGCUCCGCCCCCCUAUCGAUAGCCCACGACUUGCCUGUAUGGGUCCUCCAUCGCAGGUUCCCUGCCCGUCCUUCUGGUGUCAGCAGGUCCGCUCUCGCAGGCGGCUCGCCCAGCCGCCCAGGGGUUUCCCUCGGCCACCGCCGAGGACGGCCUUCAUCCGGACGGAUUCUAUCCGGCACUCGCCCUUCGGUUCCUCCUUCUUCUCUUGGACGGCCUGA
This is a messenger RNA of Polypterus senegalus (gray bichir), 1974 nucleotides long. Its product is annotated as tubulin alpha-8 chain-like. Gene Ontology annotation, biological process: microtubule cytoskeleton organization; mitotic cell cycle. Gene Ontology annotation, molecular function: structural constituent of cytoskeleton; GTP binding. NCBI's taxonomy places the organism in Eukaryota, Metazoa, Chordata, Cladistia, Polypteriformes, Polypteridae. The transcript has 7 exons. The record is from RefSeq and is a predicted model, not a curated record. Gene Ontology annotation, cellular component: microtubule; cytoplasm. Bases 40 to 1974 code for a protein of 644 amino acids.